Cornus florida is the source of this 501-nucleotide messenger RNA. RefSeq names its product secreted RxLR effector protein 161-like. The record is from RefSeq and is a predicted model, not a curated record. Lineage: Eukaryota; Viridiplantae; Streptophyta; Magnoliopsida; Cornales; Cornaceae. The coding region runs from base 1 to 501 and encodes 166 amino acids. The transcript has a single exon.
AUGACUGAGUGCAAAUCUGUUUCAACUCCCCUGUGUCCUAAUUCCAAGCUGUCCCUUGAGUGUACCACAAAACCAGUUCCCUCUACUCUUUAUAGGUUUAUCAUUAGCAGUCUAUUGUACCUUAUAGCUUCCAGACCUGAUAUCAUGUAUUCUGUGGGGUUAGUAGCAAGGUUUCAAAGCAAUCCUAGACUCUCUCAUCUUCAAGCUGCUAAAAGGAUUCUGAGAUAUGUCAAGGGUACUAUUUCCUAUGGUCUACAUUAUAUCUUCUCACCUAUAUUGCCUAUCACAGCCUUUUUAAAUGCUGAUUGGGGUGGAUCCUUACCUGACAGAAAAAGUACAUCAGGCGGUUGCUAUCUUCUUGGUUCCAACUUAGUUUCUUGGUUAAGUAAGAAGCAAGAUACUGUCUCUCUGUCUACUUCAGAAGCUGAAUACAUAGCUGCUUCUCAGGCUGGUUCCCAACUUCUCUGGAUGCACACUACUUUUGUAGAUCUUGGUCUUUAA